ACAACCUUCAUCAGUUUCCUUGUAAAGCACGUUUGGGUGAUUCUCAAAACCCUAUAAAUACCCAAUCCCCCAUUUUCCCCAUUCCUUUCCUUCCCUCUUCUCGCCGCAUUCUCAACCCAUUUCACAGCUCACACCAUUUCUCCCCUCCUCUUGUUUCUCUCUCAACACCUCACAUUACCUUCCCUCUCUCUCUCUCUACGCUUGUUUGGUUGCAAUAAUUUCAUUCCCAAAACGCAUUUUCCCCUUUUGUCUUUUUCUGGGUUUUCUAUUUUUCGACAACCUAACUAAAAAAAAUUGCAUUUUUCCGUGACCCUUUUAUUGGAUUUAUUUUGGGGUUUUAAGAUUAAUCAUAUUUGAAAUUGCAUUGUGAAGAUUGAUUGAUGACCAAUCUCGUUUCUUUCUUCCCGUGGUUGGAGCUCGUUUUUUAGGAGCUCAACGGUUGAUGGACUGCUACCCCAAGAGUAGUGACAAGAAAACAUUGAAAAGGUGGUUUUUUAUCGAUAAACGAGUUGGGUGAAAGUAGAAGUUUGAUAAAUAUUAGUUUCUUCUUACAUUAUUCCUUCUACGUGUGAGUUGGCUGGCUUGCGAAACCUGGAUCCUAUGGACAUGAAUUCGAAUCAUACUCCUGUUCUCACGGAUACUGCUCCGAUAACAAAUUCUAGGCUACACGUGCAUUCCAGUUUGUUGCCUUAUUCCCAUACCGGUGCAACCUUUUCACAUGGUAUGCUAUUGAAUAUCCCAAGGAAGAAGACGGGAAUUCUCGAAGACGUUCUUUGUUGCAAUUGGUUGGAUGCCAUGAAAUCAUCUUCACCUCCACCGAAGAAUGUAACAAAGGAUGUUAAUCACGGGUUUGCAUCAUCUGAAACUGAUCCUUAUUUUAACUGGCUGCUAAAAUAUCCAUCUGCCCUUACAUCUUUUGAUCAAAUUACGAACUAUGCAAAAGGAAAAAGAAUUGCAUUGUUUUUGGACUAUGAUGGAACUCUUUCACCAAUUGUCGAUAACCCUGACUGUGCUUUCAUGUCGGAGAAUAUGCGCACUGCUGUUAAAAAGGUGGCUGAGUAUUUUCCAACUGCAAUAAUUAGUGGAAGAAGUCGCGACAAGGUGCAUGAAUUUGUAGGACUAACAGAACUCUAUUAUGCUGGUAGUCAUGGAAUGGACAUAAUUGGCCCUGUUAGACAAUCUCUAUCUGUAACACAUAACAAGCAGGGAAAAAAGGUUAAUUUAUUCCAGCCUGCUGCUGAGUUCCUUCCUAUGAUUAAUGAGGUACUGAAAUCUCUCAUUGAGUGUACGAAAGACAUCAAAGGAUCGACAAUUGAGAAUAAUAAAUUUUGUGUAUCUGUUCAUUACCGCAAUGUAGAUGAGAAGAAUUGGGAUUUGGUGGGGCGACGAGUUAAUGAUGUUCUAAAGGGCUUUCCACGUUUGCGGUUAACUCAUGGUCGCAAGGUUUUAGAGGUCCGGCCUGUGAUUAACUGGGAUAAGGGAAAAGCCGUCACGUUUUUACUUGAGUCACUUGGACUUAACAAUUGCGACGAUGUGCUUCCUAUAUAUAUCGGCGAUGAUCGAACUGAUGAAGAUGCAUUUAAGGUUUUGAGAGAGGGAGAUAAAGGUUACGGGAUUUUAGUGUCUUCUGCACCAAAGGAAAGCAAUGCAACUUACUCUCUUCGUGAUCCGUCCGAGGUCAUGGAAUUUCUGAAGUCACUUGUGGUUUGGAAGUCAAGCCCCUUAAAAAGCCAUAUAUAGUGUAUAGAAGAGAACAUACUCAGCUAUAACUAUAUAUAAUAUACAGUUAGUUUUUUGGAUUUGUUUUUUGUUUUUUGAAAACAUUCCAAGAAGUUUCCUGGAGCGUGUUUGCGCACAGAAAACCUCUUGUGGUAGCAACAUCGCUGUUGCUAUCUGUUAGUUUUGCUCAAAGCUCCAGUGGUAACUGUAAAUUCGAGGCUCAUAAUUAUCGUUGUAUAAAUCUUAAAGAAUUAAAGAAAAUGUGUCGAUUCUGUUUUUC
Messenger RNA from Vicia villosa (hairy vetch), 1999 nucleotides. RefSeq names its product trehalose-phosphate phosphatase A-like. NCBI's taxonomy places the organism in Eukaryota, Viridiplantae, Streptophyta, Magnoliopsida, Fabales, Fabaceae. The transcript is spliced from 12 exons. Gene Ontology annotation, biological process: trehalose biosynthetic process. The coding region runs from base 601 to 1740 and encodes 379 amino acids. The record is from RefSeq and is a predicted model, not a curated record. Gene Ontology annotation, molecular function: trehalose-phosphatase activity.